Messenger RNA from Oenanthe melanoleuca, 9653 nucleotides. RefSeq names its product fibronectin leucine rich transmembrane protein 2 (gene FLRT2). The record is from RefSeq and is a predicted model, not a curated record. The transcript is spliced from 2 exons. Bases 2933 to 4918 code for a protein of 661 amino acids. NCBI's taxonomy places the organism in Eukaryota, Metazoa, Chordata, Aves, Passeriformes, Muscicapidae. Gene Ontology annotation, molecular function: protein binding.
CUCCUGAUCCUGUUAUCCCUCGGGACCAGCUGGCAGCUGCGAGCAGACUCGAGUACAGAGCAGCCCCUGCUCCGAGGCGGGGACGCAGGCACUGACCGCGGGGCUGGCCGGUGUCACAGCCUCCUUCGCGGCCGGCUGGGACCCGCGGAGAGCCCCGGGCCGCUCCCCUCCAUCCUGGGGAGGGAAGCGGAGUCUCGUCCUUAACUCCGUUCCUCUUGCUGAGACCCCUGAGAAAUGCUGGCUACCGUGCUGGCUCCCCACCCCCAUCACUCGGUGUAGGUGAGGGCUCAGGUCCUUUUCCGAGCGAGCAGGCGGCUCGGCUCGGCUCCGGGCUGUCCUUAGGCUGGCACUCUCCGGAGCCCCCUCGGAGGGAGGGCGAGGGGGCAGGAGCCGCGCCGAGCACACGGCGGCUGGGCUGACCCUCGGCGCGGCUCCUCUGAGCCUUUGAAGUCGGGAGUGGUUUAGCCCCCCCAAGCGAGGGGCGAAGGAGGCGCGGAGCUAAUAGCGAGUGAUUCAGCUUUUGAGGUACGGCCGAGCAAAUAGAAGCCACUGAGCAGCCAGGGGUGAGGGGGAAACCAGCCCCGAGGCAUUUCGGUUCCCUUUUCUGUUUCCUCGACACAUGGCAUUGAUCAGCUCCUUCUCUCCUCCAUCCUCCUCAGCCCGUUUCUUAAAGUAACUCGCAGCAAAAGCUGUGCUAUGCUUUUUCUUUACCGAUGUAUGAGUUUGAGGCAAAUUCUCUUCGCACACCCCCCGUACUCCCUUGACGGCUGUAUCCUCUCUCUCAAGUGCUUCUCGGUAUUAAACAGCCUUGUCUUUAAGUGGACUUGCCAGGACAAGGAGUACCCUAGCAGGGAGCUGGACGGCGGGGGAAGGGUUACUCCGAAACAAGCGCAGACAGCCCGGCACGCACACACACACACACACACACACACACACACACACACACACACACACACACACACAUACACACACACACACACACACACAUAUACACUCACCCAUAUGCGCACCCACUGAAUGUGUACAGGAGAAAUACGGGGGUGGGGAGGGGGGGAAGUGGGUGUUGUUACCGCUGUAGGGUAAAACUCGGUUUCUCCAGAGGUUUUUAAGUCUUGAUGACUGAUGACGAAAAUCAGACAGAAUACUAGAGGAGGUCCGUCUCUUCCCUGAGGGUUGGAGAUUCUUUUAUUCUGUGUUAUAUUUGUUGAAUACUGGUACUGCGUAAAAGUUCGCAAGGGAGGAAGGAAAGGAGGAGAAGAAGGGGGUGGGGGAGGCGGGCUUGUCGGCGGCUGCACAUGAAAUAUCGCCAUGUUGGUGGAGAGCACGGCUGUAAUUAUUGCUAGCGAGGGCAUCUCCCAGAGCCGCCGCUCGGGGAGUUUCCAGCUCGCUUCCCGGCUGCCCUUCCGACCCGCUCGGAUACACUGCGAGAGCGGCCGGAGCAGGACGGCGAUGCCCGCGCCUUCCCCUCCCGCAGCCCGGCGGUGAGGCAGGGCUGGAUCGGGGCUGCGCAGCCCCUACAUCCCCCGGCAGCGCCGCCCGCUCCGUUCCCGCUGCUGAAAGCGGGGCAGAGGGCGAGUCCAAACCGGUGAAAUUGUCCUCAGCAACGCAGGGGUUAAAAGCAGCCGAGGGGGACGGGGGAGACGGGGAGGGAAAUAAGGAAAGAAGAAAAAAGAGAAAAUCUAGCCUGACUUUGCCUCUUGGAAAGCUUUAGGUUGCAGCCCUGCCUUCCAAGCAUUCUUUAAACUAGAAAUGUGGGAGGGACUCCAGGAGAGAGAGAGAGAGAUGGCUAUCAACUGAAUUCAUUACUGUAAACAUCUCCCUGGGGUGUCAGGCAGGGAGGAAAAAAAGGCACGACUUACAUUAGCAGGGAAUAGUGAGAUGUGAGGCAUCAUUACUGCUAAGACCAGCCUGCAAUCCCGGCCGGAGGCAGGCGCAGGACUUGGAGAGAGCCAGACGCUCGCUCACACACAUACUCACAUACAUGUGUCCGAUGCCUUCUCCGACUUACGAGGGUCCUGGGUCGCCGUGCCUGCUCCUCGUGUGAUCUUUUCAUCAUUUCCAGAGGACAGAAAGAGACAGCAAAAAAAAAAAAAAAAAAAAAAAAAAAAAAAAAGCUAACAACCAAAAAAAAAAAGAAAAAAAAAAAAAAAAAAACCAGAAGGAAAGAAACCCCAAGACCGAGCAUAGCCGCGGUCCCCUCUCGUUUAUUUUUUUACCGGAGAAGGAGGAACGGCGGGGGAAAGAGCGAGCGAAUCGAGGAGAGCAAGCGCGUUGGGAAUGCCAGAGCCGCGGGCUGCGCGCCGGAGGAGGCGGUGGCGGAGCAGGGGGUAGGACGAUGCCGCCUCGCACGGCGGAGGGAGGCGCGGGGGUCGCUCGGAGCUCGGCCGGCGGGGAGCGGGCCCGGGGCCGGCCGGGAGCGGCCACCACCGAGGAGCGGCGGCGGCAAAGUUUUGGUGUGGGGGGCCAGAGGCGCGGAGGGGAGUUACGAUCGGUGCCGGCGAGGGAUUCCCAGACACCGCCAGGCAGGCCAGAUCUGACAGAUAGCGGAUAUGAGGACUUUGCUGACUUCAGAAAGCUGACAGAAAGCAACAGACUUCAGUGAAAUACCCCUCCAAGAACAGAGACUUUUGGUAGCAUUAAAGUAACCCGUUGUUCAACUGCAAAGACAUGGCAACUGGUUCUUUCGGCACACAUGGAGGAAGGCAACAAACAUUGUAACCCUGGCUAAUAAGACUGUGUUUUCCUUAUCAAAAGUAGGAGUUAGGGCAAUUAUAAAAGGAUUAUUUUAUUGUUAGCCUCCAGGACUUUAACUCUGGCCUGAACACUGGACAUAAAUAGAAGCCAAUUUUAACGACCUGAGAUUUUGUUACCUGUGUGUUAUUAUUGUUAUCAGUUCCUGAACACUUUGGUACUUUAUUUCUUUAAAUUAGAAAUGGGUUCGUGGACUAAAAUGUGGCCCACAGACUGGGCUCUUCUCAUGAAAUCAUGGCUCAUCUUUUCCCUGGGGCUCUACAUACAGGUCUCCAAAACUUUGGCCUGCCCAAAAGUGUGCCGCUGUGACAGAAACUUUGUCUACUGUAACGAACGAAGCUUGACCUCAGUGCCUCUUGGGAUACCGGAGGGUGUAACCGUCCUCUACCUCCAUAAUAACCAAAUUAAUAAUGCUGGAUUUCCUGCAGAGUUGCACAAUGUCCAGUCUGUGCACACAGUCUACCUGUAUGGCAAUCAGUUGGAUGAAUUCCCCAUGAACCUGCCCAAGAAUGUCAGGGUUCUCCACCUGCAGGAAAACAACAUUCAGACUAUUUCACGUGCUGCUCUUGCUCAGCUUUUGAAGCUGGAAGAACUGCACCUGGAUGACAACUCCAUCUCCACCGUUGGUGUUGAGGAUGGGGCUUUCCAGGAAGCCAUCAGCCUCAAGCUUCUGUUCUUGUCCAAGAAUCACUUGAGCAGUGUGCCAGUUGGCCUCCCGCUGGACUUACAAGAGCUGCGUGUAGACGAAAACCGAAUUGCUGUCAUCUCAGACCUGGCCUUCCAGAACCUGACAAGUCUGGAGCGCCUGAUCGUGGAUGGCAAUCUCCUUACUAAUAAAGGCAUAGCUGAAGGCACCUUUAGCCACCUCUCCAAGCUUAAGGAAUUCUCAAUAGUUCGGAAUUCGCUGACUUACCCUCCUCCUGAUCUUCCAGGUACACAUCUGCUAAGACUUUACUUGCAGGACAACCAGAUAACCCAUAUACCACUUACAGCCUUUUCAAACCUCCACAAACUGGAACGUCUUGAUAUUUCCAACAAUCAGCUUCGGAUGUUGGCAAAGGGAGUAUUUGAUAAUCUCCAUAACCUGAGACAACUCACUGUAAGGAAUAACCCCUGGUUAUGUGACUGCAGCAUUAAGUGGGUCACUGAAUGGCUCAAAUUUAUUCCUGCUUCCAUCAAUGUACGGGGUUUUAUGUGCCAGGGACCAGAGCAGGUCCGAGGUAUGGCAGUCAGGGAGCUCAAUAUGAAUAUGUUGUCAUGCCCCACCACCACCCCUGGUCUGCCACUUAUCAUCACCCCAGUCCCAGCUACAACCAUGCCAACUACAUUAGCUCCCAGCUCAUCAUUUCCUCCCUCAAGCAGUAAAUAUAAUCCUCUCACUCCCAUUAUUGCCACACUCCCCACUGUGCCUGACAGGGAGGACAGAGAAAGGGUGACACCUCCUUUGUCUGAAUGGAUUCAGCUCUCCGUCCACUUUGUGAAUGACACUUGCAUCCAAGUCAACUGGAUGUCACUUUUUUCAGUCAUGGCAUAUAAACUCACAUGGGUUAAAAUGGGCCAUAGUCUGGUAGGGGGAAUUGUUCAUGAACGAAUAAUUAGUGGUGAGAAGCAGCAGUCAAGCUUGGUAAAUCUGGAGCCCAAAUCCACUUACCGGAUUUGUUUGGUUCCACUGGAUACUUACAACAGCUACCGAACUGGAGAAGACACUGUCUGUUCGGAAGCCACGACCAAGGCUUCCUUUCUGAAUGGCAGCAACAUCCCUUCCAGCCACGAGCAGACGACUUCUCAGAACCUGGGCUCCCCAUUUCUGCUGGCAGGGUUGAUUGGGGGUGCGGUGAUAUUUGUCCUCAUGGUCUUGCUCAGCGUUUUUUGCUGGCACAUGCACAAAAAAGGUCGUUACACCUCCCAGAAGUGGAAAUAUAACCGGGGCCGUCGGAAAGAUGACUACUGCGAGGCAGGGACCAAGAAGGACAACUCCAUCCUGGAGAUGACGGAAACCAGCUUCCAGAUUGUCUCCUUAAAUAAUGAUCAGCUCCUUAAAGGAGAUUUCAGACUGCAGCCCAUUUAUACCCCAAACGGGGGCAUUAACUACACAGACUGCCACAUCCCCAACAACAUGCGAUACUGCAACAGCAACGUCUCAGACCUGGAGCACUGUCAUACGUGAUAGUGAGGGAAAAUGGGGGUCUCUAGGACAAGGAGAAAAAAAAAAACUCUAGAAAAAAUAAGCCCCCCAACAAUAAUGAAAAAAAAUUACAUUUGAUAAAUGUUACACAGAUGCAUUUAUGCAUUUGAAUACUCUGUAAUUUAUACGGUGUACUAUAUAAUGGGAUUUAAAAAAAAAAAAGUGCUAUCUUUUCUAUUUCAAGUUAAUUGCAAAUGGUUUUGUAACUCUUUGCUUUUUAAAUCUUUAAAAAAUAUUGCUGAGUACUGUACAGGGUUGUACAAUAAGAACCCAAUGUCAUGGCAAAGGAAAGAAUGACUCAUUCUUCAAACAUUAACCACUUUGCUGUCGAAGCAGUCUGAGGGAUGUUAAGUUUCUAGGUGUCCUGAAUUACAGGAAAAUAAGUGCAUAUUAAGACAGGGUCACUAGGAACAGACAAAAGCAAUUCAGAUAAAAUGGGCACAACCCUUCUGACUUGAACCCAGCAGUCACUGUUGAGCUUCAAACAAUUGGAAACACAUCCGUUCCUCUUUGUCAGUACUGCACUUCUCACCUCCAACUGAAAGCUGGAGUUCUGAGUGCUGCCAAUAAAGCUACUUUCUUUGUUUGAUUAGUUUUUUUCCAGUCUACUUGGAAUAGGAAACGUGGAAAGAGCUCAGUGUCAAACUCAAAGUGACCUUGAUUCCUAUUUGCAAAAGUUGCUCUGAAAAUGUCCCCAACGCUAGAUACUUUAUCUUAGAAACUGUUUGUGCUUUUCUUUAGGAUUAAGAAGCUUUAGGCAUUCUAGACCCUGCUCAGUGGGAGGUGAAGGUUAUGUGACUGUAUGUAACAGAGAGCUGUCAUUAAGUUAUGCCUCUUAAUAGAGCAGUAUUUGUUGAUAUAGCACGUUCAGGUAAAGCAGGAAUAAGGGAAAUUCUGAGCAUUCCCAGCUCUGCAGUAUUCAUGUACAUGUUCAUGUAAUUUGAAAUCUAAAAGUGCAUAUUGCUGAAAACAUGGUGCAAAAUCUAAUGGCAAUGGAAAAGUUUUGCUAAUAAUUUGUAUGGUUCAAGCUUUGACUUAAGGGUCUGGGUUAUGUUCAGUACAGAGAAUAAGGGGAAAAAAAAAAGACAAAAAGAGAAAACAAACAAGAAAUAUAUUGUAAAAAGUUAUUUAGUACUGGAAAGACCUCCAGGGCUAUUAUGAACUGAAAUACAUUCAGUGGGGAAAAUCAUGUACAAAUCUUGGUGGGUUUUGUUUGUUUGUUUGUUUUGCUUUUUUUCCUUCCCAAUUAAAAUAUACAGAGACUGACAUUAGCUAAGCAUUUGAUUGACUGGGGAAUUUUGAGAACACAGGUACACAAUGUCCCUCUGAAUUACCCUUCUUUUACCUUAAGCAUUUUCAAGUUUUCCAUAAUGAUUUCAGCUUCACAAGCAAUAGGUGGGUUUAGAAUUUGCUUUUUUAUACCCUCAGAUUCUUUAGCUGCAAUACCUUCUCAGUCCUUGAGCUUUACAUGCACUAUGCAAAACAUCAUGCCUGUAUUCAAACUAUAAUGCAGCUCUCAAAAUUAUGUAAUAUUUCAGCCACUCUGCUAACUCAGUGACUGCCAAGAACUGUGGUGGAAUCUAAUUAUUUGGGGGUUUUUCAGUUUGCUUUUUUACCAUAGCUAAUUUUCUCCUGAGUUUGGGGGCAAGCUAAAGCUACAUCACAUUGAAAAAUAAAAAGAAAAAGGAAAAAAAAAAAAAAAAAAGAUAGAGACAAAACUUCCCUGAGAUAGUAGGGAACCAAAGAGAGAAAGUUUUACAGUUAUCACCUAGGGAUAGACAGAAAGUUGCUGCAUGUGGAUUGGCAGUAAAGGCUGAAGCACUUUCACAGUGGAAUGCUUAGACUUUUCACUUUAUGAAGCUCCUUAUGCUGGAAGAGAGGGUUUUAAUCCUUUCCUUCACUCAUUUCACUCAACCCAUUCUUGAAACUCAGCAGUCUAUGAGUAUGUAUUUUCUGCAAUUCAGAUCACAUGAUAACACUAGUUUUCUGUGAUGACAAAAUGAACCUAGUUAUGAUUGAUGGCAAAGUAUGACCAUUUUGUAAGGAACCACCUCCACCCACCACCACCUUUUAAAAUCACAUUUUGAAAUUCCACUCUAUAUUCUGUAUAUUUGUUAUUUUGUCCAGCUAUAGCAGGUAUUCUAAACAACCUGUGUGGCUAUUGUAAUAGUUAUAUCACUAAAAUUUUGCUGAUUAAAAGUUUACCAUAUGAUUUCAAAUGGCAUUAUUCUGGGUAGAAAGUCUAUGCAAAAUUGAGGGUUUUUCUGUGAUUUGUUUGAUAGAUCUGUGAUCUGAUGAUAAGGUUGAUAGUUUGGGGCUUUGUUUUGUUUUUUUUGUUUGUUUGUUUUGUUUUGUUUUGUUUUGUUUUGUUUUGGUGGCUUUUUGAUUUUUUUUUUUUUUUUUUGGUAUUGUUUUGUUUUGUUUUGUUUGAAGUAUUUUAGGUGCCCCAGCUCAAAAAACAGGCAGCAAAUAGUUGUGCCUCUUCACAUGUUUCUGUUGCAUGCUGGAAUUUGCUUGAAGUUAAGCAGAGCCAGUAAUUUCCAUUGGGUGUGGAUAUAGUUAUAUUUCAUUUCAGUGAAAUAACUGGUUGUAUAUUCAAUUUCAAAAGGCCUCCUUUGAAAGUACAUGCCUACAAGUGUUUUGUACUGCAAUGACCGAUGCAGGAGGAAUUUCUGUUCUAGACCUCAGUAUACCAUAAGCACCUUAUUUGUAGCAAUUGGCUUAUUCAGGGAGUUUGGCCUGUGCUGCAGAUGAAUGAUCCACAUGCCCAACCUCAUGACAAUCUGGUUACUUAUCAAAUAGGGUGAAAAUAGAAUGCAUUCACAAAGUAUUUGUUUUGCUCUGGAAUGAUUAUAUAUAAAUAUGUAGACUAUGACCCACUUGCCUAAAUCAAAAAUCACAAUGAUAUUAAAGAUAACAUACUUUAUGCUUCUUUUCAAUAUGAAGAAAAAUAUAUCAAGUUUUUAUGGGAUACUGACAAAAUUUUCUUUACUAUAAAGACUCCUGAGAAAAACAUAGUAAGCGCCUUAUACCAAAAUUUGUGGAUAGAGCUUGGAAUAUUAUCUAAAAAAAUUCAGAGUUGUAGUCAACUGAAGGGUCAUAUGUGUCAUUUGAAGAAUGUUUCUCCCAAUUUUAUUGUUCCUUAGCUCCAAAACAGGUAAUGUAUUUCAAUUUACAACAGAGUUUGGGACUUCUCAAAGUACCAGUCACACAAACAUCUGAGAUUUCAUUUCAGUUCCCACCCAUGAGCAAAUUUCACUAGCCAAUGUAUAAAAAGUCAGAGUUAAAAAUGGACAAUGAUCUUUUGGCAAUAUAAAGUUUAAGAUUAGUAGCCUUUUCCUUGGGCUUUAUAAAAAUUGAGCAACCUUCACUUAGGACAAAUAUCUGACCACCAUAAUAACUAAAGGCUAUAGAGCAGAAGUGUCAAAUAUGUGCAUGUACAAACCACUCCAAAUGUUCAAUUUUAAGUCCUGAUUUGAUCAAAUUCAUUGCAUCUGGGGACAAAUUAAUUUUUUCAGGCAAAAUCUCACCCAUCUUCCAAUUUAUACUGCUAGUAGUCUGACAUAGAUGUGCAGGAAGAUUGGUGAGUAGAAUAAAAUAAGCAUUUAAGUGAAAUUGUGUUAAGAAGUAUCACACUGCUGUUCCCAGUACUUGGGCUCCUUCUGAAGACAUAUUUAUUUACAAACAGGUCCUUAUUUUCAUGGAUUCUGUCACUUUGACAACUGUUCCUUGCAUGUGGUUUGCUGGCAGAAACAAACACCUGAUAAAUGCAUGGACUGUGUGUUAACAGGUUCUAAUUGGAACAUUAUUAAUGAAUUUCUUUAUAAUAAUAUUUAGGGAAUAAGCUACUUUGAACUGAAAAGCUAUUAGCAGUUUUCCCUAUAAGCCAAUAAAGGAUUACAGUGAAUAUCAUGUAAAACAGAAAAAUGAAUUAGCAUAUGAUAUUUGCUAUUAGACUAGUUCAACUAUAUUUUUCUCUGAAUAAUUUUCCUUUUUUCAUGAGAGCAAGUUUCUCCCUCUGAAAAAUUUGUUAAUGUAAAUUUUGCAAACAAAAGAACUUUAUGCAUAUUGAUAUUAUUGUUUUAAGGGUCUAUUUAAGGCACUUUAUUAAUGGCAUUGAAGUGAAAGUUCAGUCUCAGCUUUUGACAGUAAAGUGGUUAAUUCCCAUUGAAUUCUACAUUUAUAGUACUUCUUCACUUUAAAUUUAACCUGGAGAUAUUAAAGUUUUUUUCUUUAGAACAUGAGAAUAAUGGUUUUAUACAUGACUUAUCUUUACAGCUCAGUGAAAAAACAAAACAGAAGUGAGUGCCAAAACCAAAAGUUACUGUCUCUGAACCUCAUCAAAUCCUGCCUGAUGCUCUCUUCCAAACACAGAGAUAAUCCUAGGAAGCUGAUGAUCACUCCUUUCCUGAACUCUAUCCAACAGGGCACUUUGUAUCCCAGAUGAUACUGCAGGCAAUAUUGAAGCAUUUGGCAUUAAACUUUUGUACAGCAGAGAAUGUUUUUCUCUUUAAAAGAACCCUGGCUAGUAGUCUGUAUGGAAAACUAGCACAGAAGGGAUUUGGCAACAUUUUAUUGCACUGGGGCUCUGUGGAAAUGUGCCUCAUGAGAGCUGAGUUCUGACCCUUCUGAAACAGAUAAGCUACUAAACAAAUUGUUAUCAUGAGUUGAUCCCAAAUACCUGAAUAUGAUCUUUCAUAAAAUUGAUUUUAACUGA